UACUCUGUUCCCGCAGUAAACUCGAGCAUUGCUUGUGUUCUCGCAGUGCUUCACUGUUUCGGCACCGUAUUAUCAAAUGGUCUUUAAUGUGGAGGCUCGUUGAGUUUGCCGCUUACUUUUUAUUUUAUGGUUUAGUGGGUUAUUUCGCUUUGGCUAUCCAUGCUGUAGCUUGCUCUGACAUGUUCGGCGGUUCCAGCGCUCGGCAGUGUUUUUAAUUGGCAAGUCUCUGCGGAAAGCCCGCCUUGGAGAUGCGGGCGAAACGUAUUUCACAGUGGUUUCAUUGUGUGGCCAGGUUUCAUAAGUGCUCUCCUCAUGACACGGCUACCCAGCUGUGUCAGGAGAUGCCAGCCCUCUGUCCUUCUGCCUGGGUUGUUGCAAGCCCAGCCGGUUAGCAGUUAUGCCUGGAAUCAAGAACUGACUAAGCUUUGCCAGCAAAGACACUUCAUCAUGGAGGAUGACUCGGGCUACGGGCCACUGGGAACAGAGUUGAAGAACAAUUUAGCUGAAUUGUGGUGGAGGUCAGUUGUCAGUUUAAGGGAGCAAGUAUUUGGGAUCAGCACGUUGCACCAGCAGAGACCAACAGCAGCUGCCACUAGUACCCCGAUCGGUUUAAUAGACAAGAAUGCCUUGCAUACAAGCCUCCAUGAUUCACAGCUUAACAAGAAAGAGAUGGCCAAAUCCAUAGAGAGUUUACUGCACAAUCAGAUUGGUCUUCGGACAAGCUUGUUGCAAGGGGCAUUGGAACAUUAUGUUCCCUCACUGGCAUUGCUAAACAGGAAGUUGCCUUUUGGACUGGCGGAGAUGGGAACAUGCUACAGACCUAUUCAUGCUGAAGAGCCUAAUGGCAAGGUCAAGACAGGGGAGAGCUUCAUGGCAUCACUGGUGUGGUUCAGCUCUCCUCAGACAUCAGCACAGUGGCUUGAAUACUGGCUUCGUCAUAGAAUGCUGUGGUGGAGAAAGUUUGCUGUCAGCCCAUCAGAUUUUAGCAGCAGUGAAUUACAAAAUGCAGAUGGAAACCGAGAAGUCAGAAUCCAGUAUAACUUCUCAGGAGGAACAGAGACCCUAGAAACACUGUGCAGUUUAGGAGAUGAGGUGCUUGUGAGCCGGUGUGUGGGGAGCAAGGCCAAGCUGCAGUGCCGUGAAGGGAGGAAAUCAGUAAUACCACAUGUGCUGUCUAUAAGCAGCUGUUUGGACACUGGCGUGAGAACUUAUCUGCAUAACUCCUUCCAGGAGAUGGGCAGUGUACACACCAAACGAAGACUGUUGCAGAGAAAGGUGCUAAAGCUUCAUCCCAGUUUAACUCCAGUGAAGGUGGCUUUGGAUAUGGGGAGGGGCCCCAGUAAUGAACUUCGACAGGUUUGUGAAGGGUUACUUCAAGAGCUGCUGGAACAAGCAAUUUCAGUGUGGCCUGGCUACCUAGAAACUGCAUCCAUCUCCAUGGAGCAGCAGCUUAUAAGGUAUGAUGAGAUGGGUGUACUGUUUACCAUCUUGGUCAAUGAUGUUACCUUAGAGAAUGGAAUUGCCCAGCUCAGAAAUCGUGACACCAGUAUCAGGGAAAUGAUGCACAUUUCUGAAAUCAGUAGUUUCCUCACCAAGUACAUCACUGCAGCACGGAGAAUGUGAAGCAGUGGCAGUCACUAAAGCCAUGCGAGACAAUAGUGUUGUAUUUUUAAAUACCAAUAUAUAAGUCCACCUUCUCUGAUAACACCAUUGUUGGAGGAUCAAAUGUGGAAAAGGCUAUUUUCUUAAUUAUCAUUCAUCUAUGACUAUAGUGCAGUGAAAAAAUGUUCAGUUGGCAUUCAAUUGCACUGGUUAUCUCAACAUUACAAAGACUGACUUCCAACUUUAUUUUUUUAAUAAAAUAAUUGCCCUGAG
Erpetoichthys calabaricus (reedfish) is the source of this 1875-nucleotide messenger RNA. It is a transcript of the gene polg2, whose product is annotated as polymerase (DNA directed), gamma 2, accessory subunit. The record is from RefSeq and is a predicted model, not a curated record. Gene Ontology annotation, biological process: mitochondrial DNA replication. The transcript has 9 exons. The coding region runs from base 313 to 1623 and encodes 436 amino acids. Gene Ontology annotation, cellular component: cytoplasm; mitochondrion. NCBI's taxonomy places the organism in Eukaryota, Metazoa, Chordata, Cladistia, Polypteriformes, Polypteridae.